AUGCUGGGGUCUAUUCACAAGACACAGGAAAGCCUUUCGCGGACUUUGGGCACCCUGCCAAAGGAGGAGCGUUCCUGGUUGUCGCUCUAUAAAAGCGUCGGCUUUUCCCUUCUUAAAAGCACUGCGCGCAGAACGAGGAUCACAGCUUCCCCGAACCUCUAUCUCAAAAGCACACACGCUCGUGCAGAGCAAAACCCGACUGCAGUCACAAUGGACAAGAUCCGGUUCUACCAACCCCCAAAUCCCAUGAAUCCCUCCAAACUACUACAGAGCCCCAAACUUCCUGCAAUCCCCAGACAGUUACAGCUCCCCAACCCCUCAGCACAGAGACCCAUUCCCACCGCCGACACUUUCACUUCCCUAUUCUGUCCCUCACAGCAGCUCAGACACCCUUUGCCCCCCCGCCUAAUCCCCUCUGUUACACCUCCCAUCUCUUCCCACCCUACAGGCCAACGGUCCCAGCCACCCGAAACUCCAGAAAAUGACUUUGACAGAAUUUUGGAGGAGAUCUCGUCGGACGACGGGAGCCAACCACUUGGCGGGGACGGGAGAAAUGUCGACGAGCACGCCACCAUCCCCUCCGGAUCGAAUCUGAGCGGUUUUGCCAGCGACCGCCUUGGUAUGCCUGUCGAGGCGGAUACGGCUGCGGAAAGUGCCACUGAAGCCGGCCUUCGCGCAUGCCGGUUGGGUGGAAGUAGAGAUGGCCCCAUUGUGGUAAAUGGUUCGACGGAGAUAGUCCACAGUGGUGAACCCACAAGCGAGUCCGCAGGUGGACAGACUUCCCCACCACUGCUGCCUGCCUGCCAGGCGCCCACGGAUCAAAGUGACGAACUAGACGGGAUGGUGGAUGAUGAUGGAGCCUCAUUGACUCCCCGAGGGGUUCCAGGUCAGCUUUUCCCACCAGUUUCAAUUACCGCUCCGCGUUCUCCCGCUGAUCUUCUACAUGCAGAAACCCCUCCCCCCUUUACCAUGGGCGAAGUGGGCACUUCCGCCCGCGCACCCCACGACGGUGUCUCUCCACAUCCAGGGGGUCGACCUCAAAUCUCGGCUGGCCACGCCGGUGCAACACAGGAGGAGUGGCUGGUCAAAAGGAUACUGGAUUCCCGGAUCCGCCUGCGGAACGGCACGCCACGCCUGGAGUACCGUGUCGCAUGGCGGCCUACGUGGCAACCGCGGAGCGAUCUGAUCCCGGGCUGCGAGGAGCUGGUCAAAAAAUUCCAUGCAGAGUGGAAGGACGAGCGGCCUUCACUGACUACUCUGACGGGCCACAUGUGUUUCAAGCAGAAAAGGGGAUCGCGCAGGGACGGUGGACGCAAGAUUGUAAAAUCAAUUGGUUAG
Molecule: messenger RNA, 1338 nt
Organism: Histoplasma mississippiense
Lineage: Eukaryota; Fungi; Ascomycota; Eurotiomycetes; Onygenales; Ajellomycetaceae
Exons: 2
Coding region: 1-1338 (445 amino acids)
Source: RefSeq, a predicted model, not a curated record